This is a messenger RNA of Williopsis jadinii, 1560 nucleotides long. It is a transcript of the gene YSC83, whose product is annotated as Ysc83p. Lineage: Eukaryota; Fungi; Ascomycota; Saccharomycetes; Phaffomycetales; Wickerhamomycetaceae. The transcript has a single exon. Bases 330 to 1508 code for a protein of 392 amino acids. The record is from RefSeq and is a predicted model, not a curated record.
GAAAGAGAAAGGAAAGGAAAAUCGUUGGAGGAGAGCCAAAGGGAUUAAAAGGGAGAAAUCGGCUUUCGGGAAGAACCAAACGAGACAAACGCUCAAAGCGCAGCCCACACAAUGUGGUGUAAGGAUGUGGUGCCAGGGUAUUGGUGUGUCGCGUACCAUUGGGGUCGGGAAAUGCCGGGCAUUAUCGGAAUUGUGGUGGUGUUCGGGUGUUUAGGUGUCCGGGUGUCUUGAGUACGAUGCCGACUCAGAAGCGCACUUGGGCUCUCUUCCAUCUUCACCGUUUUAUACCCUUUUGCAGCUGUGUUAUGGCCGGUUGUUGAGUAUUUGAGAUGGACCCGGUAGAUAAGACCUUCGAUACCGUGUUCUAUUGGACAAGCAAAGUGCAGAAUGGACUGAAAAGCACUACCGACAGUGCUGUUGGUGCUGCUUCCUCGCUGAAGGACUACGUCGUUGACACUGUGAGCUCCACAGUUGAUUCUGUCAUUUCCAAGGGAGUUGAUCCAGCAACGGCUGAUGAGGCUAGGUCACGGUUUCCCAAUUGGAACAUUGUAGGGUUAAGAAACCUGGUGGAUUCUCAUAAAUCCGUGGUGAUAGCUGGUGGAGUACUGACCCUGGUCAUUGGUGUGGGGCAAUACCACUCGAUAAUGGGGAGCCGAAAGGCCAAGAGAAGAAGGGCAGAGAGGUUACCAAACGGUGCACGGAAAGACGUUGUGCUCCUGGUUGGAUCCGUGUCUGAGCCUCUGACCCGGUACAUAUCUCACGAUCUGGUCAACAGAGGGUUUAUCGUGUACAUAACAUCGACACAGAGCUCCGCAGAUAACAAAUUCUUUGCAAAUGAAGAGUACGAGGACGUCAAGUCGUUGAUAAUAUCUUCAAAGUUCCAAGACGAAGGAUUCAACAGGGAUCAAAUACGUAAAUUUGAUCUGUUGCUAUCCUCUGAUCAUGUGCCGUUCCAAGGUGCCUCGCCAAACAAGCUAUCGCUUGUCGGCGUUGUCUUCGUGCCUGAUUUCUACUAUCCAACAGGUAAAUUCCAAUCAAUCUCACCAAGCAUGUGGGAAAACAGCUUUGUCCAGAAAUCGCUGGUUCCCUUAAACCUCUUGUCAAAUGGACUAAUUGCCCUGGCUGAGAAGUAUGAUUCCAACGUCAUUUUCCUGACUUCAAACGUGGCGAGCCAACUAUGUCUACCGUACAAUGCACCUGAGUGCAUCACAACGUGUGUGCUCCAAGAGGUCUCACUGGCCCUUUCUAGGGACUACCCAGCUCUGAACGUUACCAACCUGAGGCUCGGUGCCAUUGCAAUAACGCACAACAGUACGUGUAAGAAGUCUCUGGGCAUCAAAGGCGACCAUAUACGUCUCCUCCACCACAAGCUGUUCGACCUGUUGUACUCCGACGACAACGCAGCUGUGGACUACGUCGGCUUUGGUGCCCGUCUCCUACAACUCUGCGGCAGUUGGCUCCCAAAAUCCAUCCUCCAGCUUCUGUACAGAAUAGGAAGCUUCCAUUAGCAAGUUCUUAUAAUAUACGCAAGUAAUUUAGUACGGAAAAGGCUCAUCGGCU